AUGCGGUGCUAUAUACCAAAUGCAGCAACGAGAGCAAUUGAAGUGCUACGACUUCCUCUUUUGAUCUACAUCCAAGGUGGUAGGUUUGUCACAGAAUCUGCCUUCUCGCCAACAUACCAUGGGUUUUUGAACGAACUUGUAGCCAAAUCUAGUGUAAUCGCAGUGUCAAUUGAGUACAGAUUGGCUCCCGAAAACCUACUUCCAAUUGCUUAUGAAGAUUCAUGGAUUGCACUCAAUUGGGUUGCUUCUCACUAUAAAGGUAAUGGGGAUGAGAUUUGGCUUAACGAGAAUGUUAAUUUUGAAGAAGUGUAUUUGGGUGGAGAUAGUGCUGGUGCCAACAUUGUACACAACAUGGCUAUGCGGGUCGGGUUGGAAAAUGAUAAAUUCCCUGUCAAACUUAGUGGGGUUUUCCUAAACUAUCCAUAUUUCUUGGGGAAGAUUCCAAUUGGGAAUGAAGCUGAAGACGACAUCAAGAGAACUUUAUAUCAAAAACCUUGGCUUGACAUGUAUCCGAACAGCGAAGGAUUGGAUGACCCGAUGGUGAACCCGGCUAUGGAUCCAAGACUUUCAAGCCUGGGUUACAGAAGAAUGUUGAUUUUCGUUGCUGGGAAAGAUUUUUUGAAAGACAGAGGAGUUUAUUAUCUGGAGUCGUUGUUAAAGAGUGGUUGGAGUGGCGAUGCAGUGAUUGAGGAGGUUGAGGGGGAAGACCAUGUUUUCAAUUUGAUUCAUCCCGAAAACCCCAAGGCUAUUGAGAUGAUGAAAAAAAUUGCCACUUUCCUCCAGACGAAACAAAUAACUUUUUAA
This is a messenger RNA of Fraxinus pennsylvanica, 804 nucleotides long. The record is from the annotation of a GenBank genome assembly. NCBI's taxonomy places the organism in Eukaryota, Viridiplantae, Streptophyta, Magnoliopsida, Lamiales, Oleaceae.